GUGUGGGAAGACUGUCGGCAACAUGAUCACGUGACCGGCUUGUAGUGUGCGCACGAGGGUCUGGUUGCGAGGCUAAAGCGACAUGAAAACUCUUAGCUUUCUUGCUUUCGGUGUAAUCUGCACGGCCAUUGUCCAGUCUUCUCGUUUUCGUUACACUCCAGUCAACGUGCACGACUUCCAUCUCGACUUGCCACCAGAACAACGAUGGACGGAAAUCGUAAGUAGCUACAAGUCAUCGGGUCCUCUUCUCGUACGCUACUUCAAUGGCCUGGUGCCCGAUUACCUUCGACCCAUCAUCGAGGUUAUUGCUGGUGACGUUGACAAGUACUUGGGAGAUUAUGGUAGAGAAAUCAAAGGAAUUGCUAAUGCAUUUGAUGUGCCUCUCGGUAUUGCCGUGACUUUGAACUUUCUAUACGAGCUGAGAAGGUUCGGUCCAGGACAUCCUAACAUUACCAAAGAUGGUCGUUAUGAACCGAAUGCGUGUACUUCAAUCGUGGCACAGGAUGCAGAUGGCAAAAUUUAUCAUGGUCGAAAUUUAGAUUGGAACAUUCCUGAUUAUUUGAAGAAUCUUACCAUACAAAUAAAUGCGUAUUAUGGGUCACAGAAAGUGUUUUCUGCAAGCACAUUUGUUGGAUAUGUUGGAGUGUUCACAGGAAUGAAGCCGGGAGCGUUUUCUGUUUCACUCAAUGAGAGGGCGUUGGGUGGGAAUGUGAUUGCCAAUGUUAUUGAAGACGUUCUGUAUGGUACAAUUACAGUCACACAUCUCGUUCGCCAGGUGCUUGAGCAAGAAACAGACUAUGCCGGGGCUGUUAGCCGACUGAUGCAUGACAAGAUUACAGCUCCUGCGUAUUUGAUUACUGCUGGAAUAAACGCAGGUCAAGGAGGUGUCAUAACAAGAGAUAGAAAUGCUGUUAAGGCUUUCUGGUGUCUGGGAGAUGUUCCUCAACCAUCGAAGGCAGAGAGUUGGUACGUUUUGGAGACCAACUAUGAUUAUUGGAUGUCUCCACCACCGACUGACAAUCGUCGUAAGUAUGGCAUCAGCAUGAUGAAUGAGAAAGGUAGAGAUGGCGCUGCAUCGCUCGACGGGUUAUGGCACGUUCUGACAACUUGGCCUGUCUUGAAUCGAUAUACAACAUACACGACGUUGAUUGAUCCCGCUAAUGCCACAAUGCAGUGCUUCAUUGAUUACUAUUAUCGGGAAUAGACUUUGCGGUAGAAACUCUUAUUGUUGAUGUUUACCUAUCUUCUUGUUUUGCGUUUUUAUGUGCAC
Messenger RNA from Corticium candelabrum, 1270 nucleotides. RefSeq names its product acid ceramidase-like. The transcript is spliced from 7 exons. Gene Ontology annotation, biological process: fatty acid metabolic process. Lineage: Eukaryota; Metazoa; Porifera; Homoscleromorpha; Homosclerophorida; Plakinidae. The record is from RefSeq and is a predicted model, not a curated record. The coding region runs from base 83 to 1204 and encodes 373 amino acids. Gene Ontology annotation, molecular function: fatty acid amide hydrolase activity. Gene Ontology annotation, cellular component: lysosome.